GUCAUUUGGUUGGGAGAUUUGAACUAUAGACUUUGCAUGCCUGAUGCUAAUGAGGUGAAGAGUCUUAUUAAUAAGAGUGACCUUCAGAGACUAUUGAAAUUUGACCAGCUAAAUAUUCAACGCACACAGAAAAAAGCUUUUGUUGACUUCAAUGAAGGAGAAAUCAAGUUUAUCCCCACAUAUAAGUAUGACUCUAAAACAGACCGAUGGGAUUCCAGUGGAAAGUGUCGGGUUCCAGCCUGGUGUGACCGAAUUCUUUGGAGAGGAACAAAUGUUAGUCAGCUUCAUUACCGUAGUCACAUGGAACUGAAAACCAGUGACCACAAACCUGUUAGCGCCCUCUUCCAUAUUGGGGUGAAGGUUGUGGAUGAACGGAGGUAUAGGAAGGUAUUUGAAGAUAUUGUACGCAUCAUGGACAGAAUGGAAAAUGACUUCCUUCCUUCCUUAGAACUCAGCAGGAGGGAGUUUGUGUUUGAGAAUGUGAAGUUUCGGCAACUGCAAAAGGAGAAGUUCCAGAUCAGCAACAAUGGACAGGUUCCCUGCCAUUUUUCUUUCAUCCCUAAACUUAAUGACAGCCAGUACUGCAAACCAUGGCUUCGGGCUGAACCUUUUGAGGGCUACUUGGAGCCAAAUGAGACAGUGGACAUUUCUCUUGAUGUAUAUGUCAGCAAAGACUCUGUGACCAUCCUGAACUCAGGGGAAGAUAAGAUUGAAGAUAUUCUUGUCCUUCACCUGGAUCGAGGCAAAGAUUACUUCUUGACCAUCAGUGGAAAUUACCUCCCAAGUUGUUUUGGUACAUCCUUAGAGGCUUUGUGCCGAAUGAAAAGACCAAUCCGAGAAGUUCCUGUCACCAAACUCAUAGAUUUGGUAAGAAGCAUUCUAAGAUAUAAACUUCCUUACAUAUAAUUUUCAUCAUAUUUAACUGAUGACCUCAUCAUGUCUAUGCUUUCUCUCUUUUUUUGGGCAGGGGGACUGUCAAGUGACAUGUAAGAAGGUCACUUUAUCCUAGCACUGCUUUGAUUAGAUUAGCCUCAGAAGAAAGAAGAGAGAUUAAUCUGUAGUUAGCUCUUGUUGGGAAUAUAAUAUGUAAUACUAAGUUCACCAAAUAUAAAUAUAAUGCAUAUUUGGUAAGCUGUUCAUGCUCUCAAGUCACUUUUGUAUACGUUGUACAUACAAGUGCCAUGCAUUAUUAUCCUCAUUAAACAUAUGAGAAAACUGAGGCACAGAGACAUUACUUUGCCCAAAGUCAAAGAAGUGAGUGACAAAUCUAUGACCCAGGUUUUCUGACUCCUGCUCCAGUAUUCCUCCCUAUACCACAUUCUGUCUAAUCACAAUAAAACUUCACUUUAUUUGGGAGCCAAGACCUAUAGUAGAAACUUGGAGUACCUGAAUCACAGUACAGGUUCCUCCUAGCAACAGAUUCAGAAUCUCAGGGGGACCUAUGAAUCUGCAUUUUAUCAGCAUCCCAGAUGAUUAUAAAAAAUGUACGUUAAGACUUAAUAUUUAUCUAAUGUGACUCAAGGAAGAAGAGAAGAUGAUUUCCUCCUUCCUUCCCCAAGUCAAGUUAUAAGAACAAUGUCCUUAAGAGGGAAAUGCAUAUCGUUUUCAGGGACAUAAAUUGAUUUAAUAACAAGUUCAUCCUAUUAAGAACUUUUCUUCUAAAUGAAAAUAUUGUUGGAUUUGUGUGCAG
Molecule: messenger RNA, 1690 nt
Organism: Castor canadensis (American beaver)
Lineage: Eukaryota; Metazoa; Chordata; Mammalia; Rodentia; Castoridae
Source: RefSeq, a predicted model, not a curated record